UGAUCCUAUGGCAUCUUACACAUCACCACCGGUUCAGCCACCCUGGACAAGUGAAAAGACUAGCAUCUCGCCUAUUUAUAGCGGCUUGUCUCACCCGUGCCUUGCCUAUUCGGGUUUAGCCCCCCAAUACACCCCAAACACCCUGCGCUUCUCUUUGCCUCUGAUCAUCCUUUCCACUUCGACCACUCCUCCACAUUUCCAAAUCCUUCUCCCUCUUCUCUCGCUUCAUUUAUCGUCACUCGUUUGGCAGAAUCGCUCGCUCACACUGUUCACGAUCGAAGUUGCGAAUUUCGGACCCGCCCCCCUCCACAAAACCCCCAUAUUCGGUGAUCUGCAAGCUCAGGGUCCAAGACAGGUCAACAGACCAGCCAAAUUUUCUCGGCUCUCUACGUUAGAUCAAUCGCCCUCUUUCCUCUGGACAACGCUCGCUGAAUAGCCUCAUCCAAGUUAUAAGAGCCUCUUCUUUUGUUGUCUUGACUGCCAAACACCCUCUGUCAACACCCGCCAGUGACUCCACCCACCCGGCUAAGGCAAGGGGGUUUGUUGAUUCGGCUUUUUUCUCCGACCAGGGGGCCUCUCUCUCCAUCCCUGCUGUCCUUGAUCGACUCCUGCUCCUCCCCAACAUCACGAUCGACGUGAUUGAUUCUUCAUCAUGCGGUCUUUCUUCUUGAGCGUGCUCUACGCUGUGUUGUUUCUGGGUGUGAUUACCUCGGCCUGGCCAUGGGAUGGGCUGUUGGCCGCGCGGGGUGACGCCCUGGAUAGGCGAGCAGACUCGACUACUACCAACGCUGCCACUACUGGUUCAGGUACCACAGAUGCAACCACCGCUGCCUCCACCUCCGACUCUUCUGCCUCCGAAACCUCCACUGGAACCUCCACGGGAACCAACACCGAUGCCACGACAACGGGGACCGAUACUUCAACGGGUACAAGCACUGGCACCAACACCAAGAGCAGCACCAAGACCAAGACAACCACAACCUCUUCCAUCUCAAUUGACCCUGCCGCUGGUGCGGGAGGUAUCUCGAUGAUUACCCCCGCAGCUACGUCUACCACCUACUUCAAGGUCGGAUACAACGCAACCUUUGUGUGGAACUAUACCUCGCUCUCGGUCACCCCUUCCGCCAUCGACGUGGUCGCUUCUUGCAGCCUGAACAGCCAGACCUAUACUCUUACCCAGAACAUGAGUGUUGACCCCACCGGCACUUUCAUCUGGGACACCGAGAAUUAUCAGGCCUCCCAGACCAUCUCCCUGCUGACUGCGACCUACACACUGUUUGUGUACGAUGCGGACAAGUCACUUGACGACACUGCCGAGGCAGGCUACCUGAGUGGAUCGGUUGGAUACAGCUUCGGAAUGUAUCGCAGGGAGUCCUACACUCCUCUGAAUGAAUUCAAAUGUGCCACCUGCAGUGGUGCCAUCUCCGAUAUCCAACGCCAGGGCCUCAAAUUCGCAGUCGGCAUGGCCCUCAUCACCAUCCUGUCCUUCACCUGGUUCGUCGGUGGGGCAGGUCUUCUCUAUACUUGACGAGUCGCCAUCACCGACAGCGAGUGUGGCACCGGACAUUCUCAUGGAUAUAUUUUGACACCGGGGCGUUUCAUUGUUUUGAAAAGCGAUUUGGAAUUACGAUACUAGCAAGAAAACCGGCGUUUGUUGAUACUGCGGACAUAAGAACGGUUCCGCUUUUUUGGGUUUUGUUUCUUCUUUCUGGGUAUCUGGGUUGUGUCUUUGUUUUCCACCUCUCUCCAUCUGCUUGCAUCUCAUACGGUUAAGAGACAAGUCUGCGGAUUGCCGUGCCGUGGCCUUUCAUUGUAUUUUCGGAUUGGGAACUACCCACAUGCUUUAAUUGAUUAUAUUUGUCGGCACAUAUUUUGACUUCUUUGUUGGAUUGUCUCCGGUGGUUAUCACGGGAGUAGUGCCAGGACGACGCAUACAGGACAAAGAUAGAAUGGAACAGUUUGGUUCUCUAACUCCUCUGGUCUCAUU
Molecule: messenger RNA, 1987 nt
Organism: Penicillium brasilianum
Lineage: Eukaryota; Fungi; Ascomycota; Eurotiomycetes; Eurotiales; Aspergillaceae
Source: the annotation of a GenBank genome assembly